GUGUGGGGCUCCCGCGGCUGAGCCUGGCCGCUCCGCGAAGCGCCAUGUCCAAGCCACCUCCCAAACCGGUCAAACCAGGGCAAGUUAAAGUCUUCAGAGCGCUGUAUACAUUUGAACCCAGGACUCCCGAUGAACUGUACUUUGAAGAAGGAGAUAUUAUCUAUAUCACGGACAUGAGCGAUACCAGCUGGUGGAAAGGGACAUGCAAAGGCAGGACAGGGCUGAUCCCGAGCAACUAUGUGGCUGAGCAGGCAGAAUCCAUCGACAAUCCAUUGCAUGAAGCUGCAAAAAGAGGCAACUUGAGCUGGUUGAGGGAGUGCUUGGACAACCGAGUGGGGGUGAACGGCCUGGACAAAGCUGGAAGCACAGCCCUGUACUGGGCCUGCCACGGGGGCCACAAAGACAUAGUGGAGGUCCUGUUUACUCAGCCGAACGUGGAGCUGAACCAGCAGAAUAAGCUGGGAGACACGGCUCUGCACGCAGCUGCCUGGAAGGGUUAUACAGACAUUGUCCAGUUGCUACUGGCAAAAGGUGCCAGGACAGACUUGAGAAACAAUGAGAAGAAGCUGGCCUUGGACAUGGCCACCAAUGCAGCCUGUGCGUCACUCCUGAAAAAGAAGCAGGGAACAGACGGGGUUCGAACGUUAAGCAACGCCGAGGACUACCUUGAUGACGAAGACUCAGACUGAUUCCUCCUGGAACUGCUUUGAUGCCUAAACUCCUUUUGCUUUUGCCAUUCCAAAACCUUGGUUGUUUUGCCGGAAGAGUAUUGAUAACCGUUCUUUUUAAAGUCUUUACGAACGUGGCACUGUUGCACUGUGAUCUGUGAUGAGUCGGCAUGGCACCGGUGAUUCUCACCCGUGACUUGCCAAUAAGCGCUGGGAUACUUUGCUGUAUAAAAUGCAUAUAUGUUCACCAGUGUAGAACAAGAAAAGAUUAUUUCUAUUUAUCAAGCUAAAGGAAUUUUAAUAAUUUUUUUCUUUUAAAAAAAUCAGGAUUUUUUUUUAAAGUUCUUUACCUCAAGGAAUGGGAUGUUUUGAGUGGGUUUUUCAAGGGGGAAAUGCUUAUUAUAACGAUAGACCAAAACUCUCAACAGAAUAUUGUCAGCUCUUCUGACAAAAAUAAACAUUUAAAGAGUC
Messenger RNA from Peromyscus leucopus (white-footed mouse), 1139 nucleotides. It is a transcript of the gene Ostf1, whose product is annotated as osteoclast stimulating factor 1. Lineage: Eukaryota; Metazoa; Chordata; Mammalia; Rodentia; Cricetidae. The record is from RefSeq and is a predicted model, not a curated record. Gene Ontology annotation, molecular function: protein binding. Bases 45 to 689 code for a protein of 214 amino acids. Gene Ontology annotation, biological process: signal transduction. The transcript has 10 exons.